GAGCACCUACUGCAUGCAGAUUUAUCAGAGAUGCUGGCUUGUCUUAAAGAAAGCAUCAAGCAAAGGCCCAAAACGACUAGAAAAGUUUUCUGAUGAGCGAGCUGCAUACUUCCGAUGCUAUCACAAGGUAACUGACCUCAGUCAUAUCAAGACUGUGACAAGACUGCCAAAGAGCACAAAGAAGCAUGCUGUGGCCAUCAUUUUCAUUGAUGAUACUUCAAAAACAUUUGCAUGUGAUUCAGACCUUGAGGCAGAGGAAUGGUGCAAACUCCUGCGUAUGGAGUGUCUGGGCAGCAGGAUCAACGACAUCAGCCUAGGGGAGCCUGACUUGCUGACAGCUGGAGUACAGAGAGAACAAACUGAAAGGUUCAAUGUUUAUUUGAUGCCGUCGCCUAAUCUGGAUGUCCACGGGGAGUGCACCUUGCAGAUCACGUACGAAAACAUCUGCCUUUGGGACAUUCACAAUCCCCGAGCGAAGCUGGUGUCGUGGCCCCUCAGUGCUCUCCGACGAUACGGUCGGGAUUCAACAUGGUUCACCUUUGAAGCGGGCAGAAUGUGCGAGACAGGAGAAGGAUUAUUCACCUUCCAGACAAGAGAAGGUGAGGCAAUCUACCAGAAAGUGCACUCCGCAGCCCUGGCCAUUGCUGAACAGCAUGAACUAACGUUACAGAGGGAGAAAACUUCACGGCAUCAGAUGAAAGGGAACGAAAGGACAGCCUCGCUGGGCACAAUGAUGCCUCUUCCUCGAAGCGCCUACUGGCAGCACAUUGCAAGACAACACAGCGUAAACCACCUUCACAUUUUAGAAGAUGACUCGUUUUCUGUGAGGAUUCCCCGGGCAGAAACUUUCCCCAGUUACAGCUCACAGCAUUGACAAACACUUCCCCACCAGAAACACUAGUGGCUCUACGUCUAAUGGUGGCACCGAAGCUUGCCCAAUAAACAAGCAAGAAAGAUGCCUGGUUUGAACCAUAUUUGCAAUAUCUUUUAUAAAACUGGUAUUUUACUCAUUGAAGAGUCGGCGCAUCAAGGAGGAAGAAGGCAUUGGACUUAAUGCACACAGAAAGAAAGCUUUGCUUUUUACUAACGAAAUGACAUUGUGCUGCUCAAGGGUCUGGUCAUAUUUCAACAAGUACAGUUAUAUCAAACUGUUAGAAGCAUCAGUAUGUUUUGAGCGAACAAAUUCAAGGUCUUAGUAAACUAUAUUAAUAUAAAUCAACCAUCACUUUUAAUUUAUGAUCAAAAUCAUCUUACCAUUGAACCAGGGCAUAUUGAACCAUUUGAUUAGUCAUUCAGC
Molecule: messenger RNA, 1297 nt
Organism: Callorhinchus milii (elephant shark)
Lineage: Eukaryota; Metazoa; Chordata; Chondrichthyes; Chimaeriformes; Callorhinchidae
Gene: dok6
Product: docking protein 6
Exons: 8
Coding region: 14-874 (286 amino acids)
Biological process (GO): positive regulation of MAPK cascade; cell surface receptor protein tyrosine kinase signaling pathway
Cellular component (GO): cytoplasm
Source: RefSeq, a predicted model, not a curated record